CCUAAGAAAAACGCAGAAAGGGAGGCUUUUCAAAGGACUGCAGUGGACUAAUGUUGUAGCCACUGGCAUUAAGUCAGUACACCCAUUUUGCAGUUUUGGAUUUAAGAGGCAUACCAUCAACACCAGUCAGUCACGGUCUAAGAGGGCUGUGUUCUCAUGUAAGGCAUACUGCCGUUUUAAGGAUUGUCCAGUGACUGUGACAGUGGAGGUUAAAGAUGAAAAAACCCUGAAGGCUGAUGUGCUUUUCCAAGGAGGUGAGGUGUGCCACAACACAAAGGAAAUAAAAACAAGACCUGUGCGUGGACACUCCAGAGACGAAAUAGCAGAACAACUGGAAACCAAAAUGCCAAGAAGUCUUUAUCUGGAUUCUCUAAUUAAAAUACCAGAAAAAGCUUUCCAAGCCGGGUGUCGGGAUGAGGCUCCAUCUAAAGAGGUCUUGAAAAAUAUUGCCUGGUCCCACAGAACAAAAGACAGACCUCAUUUAAAUGAGAUGGCCAGUCUGCAAAUUUUACUUGACAGACAGCAAGGACUUCCAAACGAAGUCCUUCAGAGAGUGCUCCUGCAUCCAAAAGGUAUAAUGCUCUGGUCCCGAAAAACACUUACAGUGUUUUACCAACGGUGCAAAGAUGACAUAGUAUAUUUUGAUGCAACAGGAAGCAUUAUCUCAAAAGAUAAUGCUUCUGCUACUCCGUACUAUGUGUAUGAAAUUAUAGUUCGAAAUCCCUUCAAGGGAUCCUCACCUCUUCCAACAGCAACUUUUGUUACAUGUGACCAUACCACGGCUUCUGUAACAUAUUUUGUACAAGCAUUUCAAACAGAGCUUACACGAAUGUAUGGAAGCAGGGCAAACAAAAGGCCAGUAAUGAUCAUAUGUGAUGGCUCACUGGUGCUUCUCCAGUCCAUUGCGAUAACAUUCUGCAGAGCAAGUUUGGAAGACCUCUUGGAGAGAUACUUCCAGGUUAUCACAGGACAGUUGGACACGGAUAACUUCAACAUACCCAUUCUCCACCGGUGUUUGAGUCACAUCAUGAAGAACGCAAAGGAUCUUUGCAAAAAGAGACUUGAGAAACACUACAAAUUUGGCAUGCACGUUUUUGGAUUACUGGCCUGUUCUUCCAACCUGAAAGAUUUCGAUGGCAUUAUUGUAAGUGCAACAGUAGUUUUCAAAAGUCCAUGCAGUGGACCAGAAGUGCAAAAACACCUGCAGAACCUCAAACUGCUGAUCAAUCCGACGGGAAAUGGUGAUGAUGAAGAAAAAGACAUCAUUCCAGAGGACUACAAGCACAUACGACAACAGUUCACUCAUCACUUAACCAGCACUUUGCAGAAGUAA
Nothobranchius furzeri (turquoise killifish) is the source of this 1333-nucleotide messenger RNA. NCBI's taxonomy places the organism in Eukaryota, Metazoa, Chordata, Actinopteri, Cyprinodontiformes, Nothobranchiidae. The record is from RefSeq and is a predicted model, not a curated record.